Molecule: messenger RNA, 669 nt
Organism: Prunus armeniaca (apricot)
Lineage: Eukaryota; Viridiplantae; Streptophyta; Magnoliopsida; Rosales; Rosaceae
Source: the annotation of a GenBank genome assembly
AUGUGCCUCUUCCCAUAUUGCUCCUUGGUGCUCGGUCAGCUCACCAUGGCUAGCUCCAUAGUACUGUUGUUGCUCCUCAUUGCUCUAGCUCUUCUAUCUGUAUCCGCUAAUCUUGUUAGCAUCGAUUGUGGGUCAUCGGAUUCCUACACAGAUGAAAAUUCAAUAAAAUGGGUAGGAGACGACGACUUUGUUCAAAAUGGCAAGUCUCAAGUGGUGCAAACCACCAAUGGAGUGUCUCAUGUAAUGGGCACCUUGAGGGUGUUUUCAACUAGGAAAAAAAACUGUUACUCCAUCAAAGCAGAAAAGGGCUCUCAAUUUCUUGUGCGUGCAAGUUUUUAUUAUGGAAACUACGACAAAAAGUCAGCUCCUCCUAGCUUUGAUCUUCAAUUGGAUGGAAACUAUUGGAACACCAUUCAAACUUCAGCUGAAGGUGUUGUGUAUGAUGAAGUUAUAUAUAUCACGAAAGGUGAUUCUAUAGAGCUUUGUCUUGCUCAGACGCAGCCUAACCAGCUUCCGUUCAUAUCGGCAAUUGAGAUCCGGGGCUUGGCCUCGGAAAUGUACAACCAUGUUGAUUCGGAAUAUGCCAUGCUUCUCACAAGAAGGGUUGCUUAUGGUGCAACUGAAGCUAUAAGGGUUAAAAGCGUUUUUCAGAUGAGCAAAAGCUCCUAA